AUGAACCCGUUCGUCGAAGCUCCCGAGAGGCAGUUUGACCCGGAGACGUACAUCCACACGUCCACGGGCAACAAGAUCAGUCGCAAUUGCACGCUAUGCGGCGCUCAGAACAUCCACCUACGCGGCAAAACAAUUAUUGAUCCCGGCACAGUCGUUCGUGCAGAUUUGGCCAAAGUCUCGCUCGGGAAGCAGUGCAUUAUCCGAGAAAAGUGCAUUGUGAAGCCAUCGUCGAGGAUCGUUGCAACAGGGCUGGCGUUUAUCCCGAUCAAGGUGGGAAACUAUGUGUACAUUGGCGAGAACUCAGUGGUGGAAGCUGCAAUGAUUGGGUCCUACGUGCAGAUCGGCAAGAACUGUGUCAUUGGCAAACGAGCUAUCAUUCGAGACUGCUGUAGGAUCGAAGACAAUACCGUUGUGCCUGCUGACGCUGUCAUUCCGCCGUUUUCACGGAUUCGUGGCAUUCCAGGAAAAGUGGUCGAGGACAUGGCUGAAGCUACGCAGGAAUUGUGCAUCGGACAGAUUGGCCGCUACUUUGACAACUUUACACCGCAACAAGCUGAGUCGGCGCGCUGA
This is a messenger RNA of Hyaloperonospora brassicae, 570 nucleotides long. The record is from the annotation of a GenBank genome assembly. Lineage: Eukaryota; Oomycota; Peronosporomycetes; Peronosporales; Peronosporaceae.